AUGGCCAUUAUUUAUGGCAGUUCUAAAAAGAAUGUUGGCUCUAAAGCAGAAGUUGCUGAGUGUAAGGAGAAGUUUGCCACAUCGAAAGACCCCACAGUCAGUCAGACUUUCAUGUUGGAUAGGGUGUUCAACCCUGAGGGGAAAGCUUUGCCGCCGAUGAGGGGAUUCAAAUAUACUAGCUGGUCCCCCAUGGGUUGUGAUGCAAAUGGCAGGUGCCUCUUGGCGGCACUGACCAUGGACAAUCGCCUGACCAUCCAGGCUAACCUCAACAGACUCCAGUGGGUCCAGCUGGUCGAUCUGACAGAGAUUUAUGGAGAACGUCUUUACGAGACCAGUUACAGACUCUCUAAAAAUGAGGCUCCGGAAGGGAAUCUCGGGGACUUUGCGGAGUUUCAGAGGCGACACAGCAUGCAGACUCCGGUCAGGAUGGAGUGGUCGGGCAUCUGCACCACCCAGCAGGUCAAGCAUAACAACGAGUGCCGGGACGUAGGCAGCGUGCUCCUGGCGGUCCUCUUUGAGAACGGCGACAUUGCCGUGUGGCAGUUUCAGUUGCCCUUUGUAGGGAAGGAGUCCAUCUCUUCGUGCAACACGAUCGAGUCCGGAAUCAACUCUCCCAGUGUUUUGUUUUGGUGGGAAUAUGAGCACAAUAAUCGGAAAAUGAGCGGCCUUAUCGUGGGGAGUGCUUUUGGACCUGUAAAAAUCCUGCCCGUCAAUCUCAAAGCAGUUAAAGGCUAUUUCACUCUAAGGCAGCCUGUUGUCUUGUGGAAAGAGAUGGACCAGUUGCCAGUGCACAGCAUUAAAUGUGUCCCGCUCUAUCACCCUUACCAGAAGUGUAGUUGCAGCUUGGUGGUGGCAGCAAGAGGAUCCUAUGUGUUUUGGUGUCUUCUUCUGAUCUCCAAAGCAGGCCUCAACGUUCACAAUUCCCACGUCACAGGGCUUCACUCGCUGCCGAUCGUCUCCAUGACUGCGGACAAGCAGAACGGGACGGUGUAUACUUGUUCCAGUGACGGGAAGGUGAGGCAGCUGAUUCCCAUUUUCACAGAUGUGGCGCUAAAGUUUGAACACCAGCUAAUUAAACUCUCGGAUGUGUUUGGCUCCGUGAGGACGCACGGGAUAGCGGUGAGCCCCUGCGGCGCGUACCUGGCCGUCAUUACGACCGAGGGCAUGGUCAACGGCCUCCACCCCGUUAACAAAAACUACCAGGUCCAGUUCGUUACUCUCAAAACCUUUGAGGAGGCAGCUGCUCAGCUCCUGGAGUCUUCUGUUCAGAAUCUCUUCAAGCAGGUUGAUUUAAUAGAUCUGGUUCGCUGGAAGAUUUUAAAAGAUAAACACAUCCCGCAGUUUUUACAAGAAGCUUUGGAAAAAAAGAUCGAAAGCAGUGGGGCCACGUAUUUUUGGCGUUUCAAACUGUUCCUCUUGAGGAUUUUGUAUCAGUCGAUGCAGAAAACCCCUUCAGAAGCAUUAUGGAAACCGUCCCACGAGGACUCCAAAAUCUUACUCGUUGACUCCCCUGGGAUGGGCAAUGCCGAGGAGGAACAAGAGGAAGGCACUUCCAGACAGGCCAGUAGGCAGGGCCUUCAGGAGAGGAGCAGAGAGGGCGAUCCCGAGGACCCCAUCGACGACUCGCUGACCCCAUCUGGAGACGCCGGGGGCCGGGAGCCGAUGGAAGAGAAGCUCCUGGAGAUCCAAGGGAAGAUCGAAGGCGUGGAAAUGCACUUGACCAGGGAGCACAUGAAGCGGGUCUUAGGAGAAGUGUACUUGCACACCUGGAUCACAGAGAACACGAGCAUCCCCACCAGGGGCCUCUGCAACUUUCUGAUGUCUGACGAGGAGUACGAUGACCGCACGGCACGGGUGCUGAUUGGACACAUCUCAAAGAAGAUGAACAAACAGACCUUCCCUGAGCACUGUAGUUUGUGUAAAGAGAUCUUGCCAUUCACAGAUCGCAAACAGGCAGUCUGCUCCAAUGGCCACAUCUGGCUCCGGUGCUUCUUAACCUACCAGUCCUGCCAGAGUCUGAUCUACAGAAGGUGUUUGCUCCAUGACAGCAUCGCCCGCCACCCAGCUCCAGAAGAUCCUGACUGGAUUAAGAGGUUACUGCAAAGCCCUUGCCCUUUCUGCGAUUCUCCCGUCUUCUGA
Messenger RNA from Puma concolor (puma), 2139 nucleotides. The record is from RefSeq and is a predicted model, not a curated record. NCBI's taxonomy places the organism in Eukaryota, Metazoa, Chordata, Mammalia, Carnivora, Felidae.